AUGAAGUCGUUUGGCUUCGGGAGCCGCAGAGGCCAGACGGUCCUGAGCUCCAUAGGCCACAUCUACACGGGUUCCAGGUACCGAAUCUGGGACGCCGAACUGCAGAAGAUCCAGAGGGCGGCUGUCAAGUGUGAUGCCGGGGAAGUGGAGCGCUGCCUGGUGUGCUGGAGUGGAGACCAAGACAAGCAGCACAGCAGCAUGUCCCCAAGAAAGUGUCAGAGCCUUUACCUGGACCUUCCCAUGAAAAAGAAAACAGAAUAG
Macaca mulatta (Rhesus monkey) is the source of this 261-nucleotide messenger RNA. RefSeq names its product putative ankyrin repeat domain-containing protein 20A5. The record is from RefSeq and is a predicted model, not a curated record. NCBI's taxonomy places the organism in Eukaryota, Metazoa, Chordata, Mammalia, Primates, Cercopithecidae.